This is a messenger RNA of Strongylus vulgaris, 1152 nucleotides long. NCBI's taxonomy places the organism in Eukaryota, Metazoa, Nematoda, Chromadorea, Rhabditida, Strongylidae. The record is from the annotation of a GenBank genome assembly.
AUGCAUAAAGCGAUAGCUUAUAUGGAAGAGCGAAUGCAGGUAUACCAGAACACCCUCAUGGCUCAUGAUCUCGUCGUUAGCGAUGAAAAUAGCAGUGAUUGGCGGAAAGGAUUUGUAGAUCCUAGAUACAAUGUUAUGAUGUCCAAACGUGUUCAAACAUCGUUGACAGCGGAGGCGUUGUCAAGACACGAGGACGAGUUCGCUUCAACAAAAAGAAAACUUACGGAGCUACACUCCGAAGUCGCGUCAAAUCGCUCAGAUCUUACUGAACGUUUUGCUGAAAUUGAACGCAUCCUUCUUACCAAGACACAAUUAGUGGAUACUCUGUCCAAACAGCUUGAGGAUACACGUCGGGAUCAGCGUCAAGAAAUCGAUUCGCAUCAGGAGGAAAGAGAAUCUUACAAGAAGUAUGCAUUGAAGAGAAGAGCGAUUUUGAAAUCCGGUUCGCUACCCAGCGCGAACAAUUGGAAGAUGCUUUGGAAGGCGCACUAUCGGAGGCGUUGUCGAAGUAUAAAGAACAGUCUGAAUAUUGGACGGGCGGAGAUUUCGCACCAUUUGAAGGAGAAAGAAGAUAUGAAGAUGAAAUCAAAACUCGAACGUGCUGAUUUGGAGCGUCGUUUGACAAGUAGUAUCGAUCAUGUCGCGAUGCUGAAUAGUCAGAUAAAUAAGAGCCGUCGAGACGUGGAGUGUGAAGCAAGGCCACGGCACGUCAGCAAGUAUGUGGCGUGUAGGCCAAAUUCAAGGAGCAAGUCCACGACAAUAGCCAAGGGCGAUUUGUUUGAUGAAAGCGAAGAACGCUUAAAAUUGUGCCAGGGUGAACUGGCGACAACUCGGCGGCAAGUUCAUGUUCUGCAACAAAAGUUGAUUAGCACCAUGCAGGAGAAGGCUGACAAACGUGUUCAAGUUCGUCGCCGCAUCGCAUGUGUUGUCGAUCGCGAUCCUGAACCGCAGCAGAAAGCGGAUCAUGAAAAAUUGGAAGCACUUGAAACGAGGAACGCUGAGCUUCGAGAACAGGAAAUGAAUCGAUAUGAAUCGGAGAAAACAUGGUUGAAAUCACGUAUACGUAACCUUGAAACGGACAACGAAGAACUUCAACGAACAAUUGAUGCGCAAGCCGAAGGCACCAGCACCUCUGCGAAAACCGUUUCAAUG